UAUGGCCGAUAGCGCUUGGUCUGCAUGUGUGGCGGUUACUGCUCUUGCUGGCUCCUUAUGCUUAGCGGUCAUAUGGCGCAGUUCUGCCAGCGGAUUAGGCCAUUCGUGCUCGUCCUUGUUGGUUGCGUCGAAGUCGUUCCUGGCCACAUGGUUUCUCAGCCUCGUACGAGUCGCCGCCGAAACGGGAGAUAGGUGAUCCGCCCGAUGAUCAUCGGCAAUGCGCGACGUUGCCGAUGGAAAGAAAGCGUGCUGCUAUAGAUUUGGAAACGAAGUGCUUUCGUCGCGAAUGUGCUUGUAUCGGAUAGCGACGGCGGCAGUGACAGCGAUGACGCGGUAGGGCAGGCUGCCUCAACGUUGUCCUCGGAGGAGGCCCUGCGGAUGAUUCAGUCCGCUCGAGGCUUCGUUUUCGCGAAGGACCUUCCGCUGCACUACGUGGAGCACCUGAAUGCCUUGGAGAAGGAUGUCGGCAAACGUCACGUAAAGCAAGCAAAGCUGAUGGACGUGGGGUUUUCUCGUGCGAUGCCAGUGAGAAAUCCGUGGCGAGGAUCGGGGAGUUCUACCUCACCAACAACUACCGAGCAUGACAAGUCGCAGCAGAGAUGCCGUCUCCGAUGUGACUUCUGUGACUAUGAAACUGGAGAACUGUUAUGUCUGAAAGCACAUGUCAGGCUCCACACAACUGCGGGCCCACUUCUGUGCCACUUGUGCCCUCAGAGUUUCUCGCGACGAGACACACUCAGGAAACACCUACGCAUCCACACAGGCGAGAAACCAUUUCACUGCACUUCAUGCCCUCAGAGCUUCUCGCGAAAAGAAUACCUGAAGGAACACCUACGCGUCCACACAGGCGAGCGGCCAUUUCAAUGCCCUUCAUGCCCUGUGAGAUUCUCACAUAGGUCCACUCUGAAGAAUCACCUACACAUGCACACGGGUGAGAGGCCAUUUCAGUGCAAUUUGUGCCCUCAGAACUUCUUACAAAGGAGUAGCCUGAAUGAUCAUUUGCGCAUUCACUCAGGUGAGCGGCCAUAUCAGUGCUCCUUGUGCUCUCAGACUUUUGUGAUUAGCCGCCACCUGAAGAAGCACUUGCGCACUCACACGGGCAAAUGAUGAUACCACUGCACCAUCUGCUCCAAGUCCUUUGUGUGGGCCAGUCACUUGAGAGAACAUGGAAACACAGAACCACAAUGCCAUGGAGUAGGUCAUCAACCGCAUUUGUGUAAUUCUUCUAAUAAAUGCAGUAGGAAUUGGCAAUGUAUGUAGUA
This is a messenger RNA of Dermacentor andersoni, 1262 nucleotides long. Lineage: Eukaryota; Metazoa; Arthropoda; Arachnida; Ixodida; Ixodidae. The record is from RefSeq and is a predicted model, not a curated record.